AUGAAUAUCCCUAUUCGCUGUCUGCAUGAGAUUGAAUCUUGUAGGACAAUAAAUCGAAACCUUGAUUCUAUCAAAUUAGCGAAUAAUGAUCCCUAUCGUAAUGUAAUGGUACUUACAGAAUUUUUAUCAAGAAGGUCAACAGCGACGGUUGGUCAUGCUGGUGGAGAUCAAUACUUUGAUUCUAUAUUAAACUGUAUUAAACCUAAAUCAAUUUUUCGUUGGUCUAAAAGUAAACGGCACGAUGAUACAGAUCGCUAUUCAUCGGAUUCUCUCAAAGUUAAUGUCGGUGAUUUAGCUGAUGCUGAAGAAUUGAAGAAAAUCUCUACUAGCGUUCGUAUUUGUGACGAACAAAAUUCUGAGAAUAUUAUUGAAGAUUUUCAUAUUCUUAACGGAUUUCGUCAGCAUUCAAAAGAAAUCCUCGCUAUUGUUAAUCAACAGAGUAACUUAUUUAAUUAUGGUGAAAAAGACAGUGGUCGAAAAUUACUAUCCAUUGCGGCUGAAGCCGGCUGGUAUGAAGGCGUUGUUUUCCUACUGAAUCGUGGCGUCAAUAUCAAUGAGACGGAUCAUGAAAAUCGUACUGCAUUAAUCAAUUGUCUCACAUCAACAAAUACAAACAUUGUGAAAGUCCUAGUUAAAAAACCUGAAUGUAAUCUUGAUAUACAAACGCUAACGGGUCAUACAGCUACUCAUUAUGCUGUUAUGAUGAAUGUACGUGAUUCAUUUUUCUUUCGUUUCUGA
This is a messenger RNA of Rotaria socialis, 738 nucleotides long. NCBI's taxonomy places the organism in Eukaryota, Metazoa, Rotifera, Eurotatoria, Philodinida, Philodinidae. The record is from the annotation of a GenBank genome assembly.